This is a messenger RNA of Myotis brandtii (Brandt's bat), 2128 nucleotides long. RefSeq names its product cholinergic receptor, nicotinic, alpha 3 (neuronal) (gene CHRNA3). The record is from RefSeq and is a predicted model, not a curated record. Bases 1 to 1590 code for a protein of 529 amino acids. Gene Ontology annotation, biological process: monoatomic ion transmembrane transport; nervous system process; regulation of membrane potential. The transcript has 6 exons. Gene Ontology annotation, cellular component: synapse; postsynaptic membrane; neuron projection. Gene Ontology annotation, molecular function: acetylcholine-gated monoatomic cation-selective channel activity; transmembrane signaling receptor activity. NCBI's taxonomy places the organism in Eukaryota, Metazoa, Chordata, Mammalia, Chiroptera, Vespertilionidae.
AUGGUCCACGUCCGCCCGCUAGAGGGGCAGCUUCGUGACAGCAGAGACCUGGCACCUUCGUCCCCUCCCUGUAACAACCCUACUGCGCGGACACAUCCACAGAGAAAGCAGCUGAGUUCAGAGAGGUGGAGCCACCUGCCUAAGGUCACACAGCCCACAGGGAGUUUGUCAGCACAUGCACCAGAUCUGUCCACACCCAGAACCCAGGCUCGGCCAAAUGUUCCGGAGUCACCCCCCGCCCGGGGUGCAGAGGAGGCUGUUUUUUUUGGGGGGGGUCCCUGGCGAGGGGACAGGGGUCUGACGGGGCGCCUCCCCUCAGGGGCCCGAGGCUCCGAGGCCGAGCAUCGCCUGUUCGAGCGGCUGUUCCAGGACUACAACGAGAUCAUCCGGCCGGUGGCCAACGUGUCCGACGCCGUCAUCAUCCAGUUCGAGGUGUCCAUGUCCCAGCUGGUGAAGGUGCAGAUCUGGAACGAUUACAAGCUGAAGUGGGACCCCGCGGACUACGACGGGGCGGAGUUCCUGCGCGUCCCCGCCCAGAAGAUCUGGAAGCCGGACAUCGUGCUCUACAACAACGCCAUGGGGGACUUCCAGGUGGACGACAAGACCAAAGCCCUGGUCAAGCACACGGGCGAGGUGACCUGGAUCCCCCCCGCCAUCUUCAAGAGCUCCUGCAAGAUCGACGUCACCUACUUCCCCUUCGACUACCAGAACUGCACCAUGAAGUUCGGCUCCUGGUCCUACGACAAGGCCAAGAUCGAGCUGGUCCUGGUCGGCUCCUCCAUGAACCUCAAGGACUACUGGGAGAGCGGCGAGUGGGCCAUCAUCCACGCCCCCGGCUACAAGCACGACAUCAAGUACAACUGCUGCGAGGAGAUCUACCAGGACAUCACCUACUCGCUCUACAUCCGGCGCCUGCCGCUCUUCUACACCAUCAACCUCAUCAUCCCCUGCCUGCUCAUCUCCUUCCUCACCGUGCUGGUCUUCUACCUGCCGUCCGACUGCGGCGAGAAGGUCACGCUCUGCAUCUCCGUGCUGCUCUCCCUCACCGUCUUCCUGCUGGUCAUCACCGAGACCAUCCCGUCCACCUCGCUGGUCAUCCCGCUCAUCGGCGAGUACCUGCUGUUCACCAUGAUCUUCGUCACCCUGUCCAUCGUCAUCACGGUCUUCGUGCUCAACGUGCACUACCGGACGCCCACCACGCACACCAUGCCCGCCUGGGUGAAGGCCGUCUUCCUGCACGCGCUGCCCCGCUGCCGGGGGGGGCCGUGCGGGGCCAGCCGCCGCCACCACCACCGCACGGUGAAGAUCUCGAACUUCACCGCCAACCUCACGCGGAGCUCCAGCACCGAUUCCGUGGAUGCCGUGCUCUCGCUGUCGGCCCUGUCGCCGGAAAUCAAGGAGGCCAUCCGGAGCGUCAGGUACAUCGCGGAAAACAUGAAGGCGCAGAAUGAGGCCAAAGAGAUUCAAGACGACUGGAAGUAUGUGGCCAUGGUGAUCGACCGCAUUUUCCUGUGGGUGUUCAUCCUGGUGUGCAUCCUGGGGACAGCCGGGCUGUUCCUGCAGCCGCUGAUGGCCAGGGAGGACCCCUGAGCGCCGACCGUGCACCUGCCUGAGGGGGACUGGGUGUCGGGGGGAAGGCGGGGAGCUGGGGAGAAGCCCUUUUUUUUGUGAUAGAACACACUUAGCGUACAAUUUACCAUCGUAACCUUUUCACAGGCACAGCUCAGUGGUAUCCAAUGGUCACACUGCUGUGCAAUCGUCAUCACCGUCGAUCCCCAUAACCCUUUCCAUCCUGUGAAACUGAAACCACAUAUAUGUCUCAUUAAACAGUGACUCCUGUCCCCACUCCCCCGGCCCCUGCCAACCACCAUUCUGCUUUCUUUCUUUUUUGACCUAAAAUGUUAAGAUUUUAUUUACAAAGCCUUCCUUGCUGCACAGAGAGGAACAAUGCUAUUCCAGUCUUGGUGCAACUGGUAGCCACAGCCGGCGGACUCGCCCAUCACAGCGAUCCACGCGACAGCAAGUCUCACAGGGAAACCCAACCACGCUGACGAUGUUGUCGGGGUUAGUCCCGAGCUCGGGGUGAAUGUCCCAAAGGGACUAAAUGGGCAGAGGUGGGAUGUCACAG